AGCAGACAGGGGUUCUCAUUCACUGAACAUAAUCACGGACACCAGGCGCAGAGACCCAAACUAUUAUAUCAAAUCCAAUCCCUAAAAUGGAAGAAGCCAAAAGCCAAAGUUUGGAGGAAGACUUUGAAGGACAGGCCACACAUACAGGACCCAAAGGAGUAAUAAGUGAUUGGAGAAAGUUUAAGUUAGAGAGUGAAGAUAGUGAUUCAAUCCCACCUAGCAAGAAGGAGAUUCUCAGGCAAAUGUCUUCUCCUCAGAGUAGAGAUGACAAAGAUUCAAAAGAAAGAAUCAGCAGAAAGAUGAGCAUUCAAGAAUAUGAACUUAUCCAGCAAGGCAAAGAGGAUGAAAAUUGCCUUCGUAAAUACCGUAGACAGUGUAUGCAGGAUAUGCACCAGAAGCUGAGUUUUGGGCCCCGGUAUGGCUUUGUGUAUGAGCUGGAAACGGGGGAGCAAUUCCUGGAAACGAUUGAAAAGGAGCAGAAGAUCACCACCAUCGUUGUUCACAUUUAUGAAGAUGGCAUUAAGGGUUGUGAUGCUCUAAACAGCAGUUUAACGUGCCUCGCGGCAGAAUACCCUAUAGUCAAAUUUUGUAAAAUAAAAGCUUCUAAUACAGGCGCUGGGGACCGCUUUUCCUCAGAUGUACUCCCCACACUGCUCAUCUACAAGGGUGGGGAACUCAUAAGCAAUUUUAUUAGUGUCACUGAACAGUUUGCUGAAGAAUUCUUUGCUGGAGACGUGGAGUCUUUCCUAAAUGAAUAUGGGUUACUACCUGAAAAAGAGGUCCAGGCCCUAGAGCAGACCAACAUGGACGACGAAGAUAUGGAAUAAAGAGUCACUAUAUCAAUAGCUCACAUUUAUCCUUUAUCAUUGAACAUUGACUUUGGUAGUAUCCAUAUUCCUUUAGAGGACACCAAGUAUGGCCAUGACUGUUCUAAUUUAAAAAAAAAUGACUGACACUAAAAUUGUGUUAUCAGCAUUUCUUAGUGCUAGCUAUUCAAAUUAAUAUAAUGCUUUACUAAAAAAAAAUUGUAGUCUUCAGCAAUGUUGUUAGCAAAGAGGAUGUAGAUAACAUUGUGACAUUUUUCAAAAAUCCCUUUCAAGUUAUGUGUUGGCUUUUUUACUCCUUCCCCCUUGUUAUUAUUAUUUGGGCUUUUCAAAUUACAUUAUUAAUUAUAAUUUUACUUAUGUAAUAGGAAUAAAAUCUCAUGAGGAAA
Lemur catta (Ring-tailed lemur) is the source of this 1213-nucleotide messenger RNA. It is a transcript of the gene PDC, whose product is annotated as phosducin. Bases 87 to 827 code for a protein of 246 amino acids. Lineage: Eukaryota; Metazoa; Chordata; Mammalia; Primates; Lemuridae. The transcript has 4 exons. The record is from RefSeq and is a predicted model, not a curated record. Gene Ontology annotation, biological process: regulation of G protein-coupled receptor signaling pathway.